Striga asiatica is the source of this 2322-nucleotide messenger RNA. Lineage: Eukaryota; Viridiplantae; Streptophyta; Magnoliopsida; Lamiales; Orobanchaceae. The record is from the annotation of a GenBank genome assembly.
GUGACGGAUAUUGAAAAUUUAGUUGUGGCUCCAAUAUCUAAGGCUUCAGCCCGACAAAGGGCUGGUAGGGCCGGAAGAGUGCGGCCAGGAAAGUGUUACAGGCUUUAUACAGAAGAAUAUUUUAUGAACGAGAUGUCUCCUGAUGGUGUACCAGAGAUGCAAAGAUCAAAUCUUGUUUCCUGUGUGAUUCAGUUAAAAGCUCUAGGGAUAGACAACAUUUUGGGGUUCGACUGGCCAGCAUCAUCUUCUCCUGAAGCACUAAUCAGAGCACUCGAAGUGUUUUACUCACUUGGAGUAAUCGAUGAUGAUGCAAAACUCACAUCUCCUGCUGGAUUCCAAAUUGCAGAAAUUCCUUUAGAACCAAUGAUUUCCAAAAUGAUUUUAGCUGCAAAUGACUAUGGCUGUUCUGAGGAAAUCAUCACAAUCGCUGCCGUGCUGUCUAUACAGUCGAUAUGGUUCUCUGAUAGAGGAGCUCAAAUGGAAUUGGAUGAAGCUAAGUUGAGAUUUGCCGCCUCUGAGGGGGAUCAUGUGACUUUCUUGAAUGUGUAUAAAGGAUUUAUCGAGUCUGGUAAAUCUUCAAACUGGUGUCACAAAAAUCAUGUAAACUACCAUGCCAUGAAAAAAGUUGAUGAAAUCCGAAAACAGCUGAGAAGGAUUGUUCAACGUUUAGGAAUAGCCCUGAAAUCUUGUGAAGGUGAUAUGCAGGUAGUUAGGAAGGCAAUCACUGCUGGAUUUUUCGCUAAUGCUUGCCGUUUAGAUGCAUUCAGUCAUAACGGGCUAUACAAGACCAUACGAAGCUCCCAAGAAGUAUAUAUCCAUCCUUCUUCCGUGCUAUUCAGCCGUCUGAUUUCAAAUGAUGGGCAAAUUAUGAUGAUAUCCGACGGUGGUGAUGAGCCCAAGAGCGGGCCGGGUUUUCUUGAAUGGGGUUUUUCGACCAAAAUCGAGACUUGUGAGCCGACUUACGGGUUUUUGCCGUGCUCGAGCAAUGCUUGGGGGCUUCUUUUCCUUAUUGUUGUGUAUGAGAUUUUGCUGUCUAUUGGGGGAAGAUAUGUGGGGAUGGGCUCUGAGUUGUUUUUCCAGAUGAUUGGGCCUGGAAUUUUCGGAGCCAGCUUGUUUCAGUUAUUGGGCACCAUACCACAAAUUGUCUUGCUUCUUGUUUCGGCACUUUCGGGCUCCGUGGAAGCUGCUCAACAACGGGCCACGCUCGGGAUGGGAUUAGUCGCAGGGUCAACUGUUAUGCUUUUGACUUUAGUUUGGGGCAUUUGUGUUGUCCUAGGAAGCUAUGAUUUGUCAGAGGCCCCUACUGAUGAUGAUAAAUCUGCAAGCCCGAAUAAAUUCUCAAAAGCUGGCAGUAAUUAUGGCGUUAUUACAGAUGCUGAGACGAGCUACACUGCUCGGCUGAUGUUGAUAACGUUGGUCCCGUUUUUCGUACUUUUACUAACAAAAGUUUUCAGCUCGUCUAAUGGGAGACGCGUGAUUAUUCUUAUUGCCUUCAUCAUCACUGUCGUUUUACUAGUCGCUUAUAUCUUCUAUCAGAUAUUCAGGCCGUGGGUUCAGAACAGAAGAUUCGAGUAUUUGAUGAACAAAUAUGCCAAAGACAAGCUUCUUCGACUCCUCUCAAGAAAUGGCAAACCCGACACUAGCAAAAUACAACGAUUGUUCGAUAGAAUAGACAAGGACAGUAGUGCAUCGGUAUCAGCAUUGGAGCUCAGAGUUCUUCUCCUAGGAUUGAAAUUAGACGAUGAUUUGAGCACAGAAAGAGAUGUCCAGAAUGUUCUAGAAUCUUUUGAUGUAUCGGGAGAUGGCCGUAUUACUCGGGACGAGUUCAUCACAGGCAUGACUAAAUUAGUCUACGACUUGUUUGACCAAACUCCCGGUCUCGUUAAAGUGUCCGGCGCAUUUUCUUUCGUAAUAUUCGGCACGGUUUUGCUUUGCGCGCUUUCCGAGCCUCUAAUCAAAAGCGUCGUGGGUUUUAGUCAAGCCUCGAAUUUAUCCUCAUUCAGCGUCUCGUAUUUGGCCAUACCUUUUGCUAUGAACUAUGGAGUUGCGGUUAAUUCGAUUGCUUCCGCUAGACAGAAGUCGCAAAAAUCGAUUUCCUUAACACUUUCUUCUGCAUUUGUGGGCCGAUGUUUUCGGCGAAAUUUUGGUGGUUUUGAUCGUCUGCAUCUUGAUGACUGUGCUCACGAGCAUGCGGACAACUUUUACUCGUCUCACGGGCUGUCUUGUGCUGCUACUGUACCCGAUUUCGUUGGCCUUGGUUUAUUUGCUUACUACAUCUUUCAUGUGAUGAGGCCUUUACAAGAACAAAAUCAGAUUAUUUAG